AUGGACCGCUCCCGCUCGCGCUCCCCCUCCCGUGGCCGCUCUCGCACACGUUCGGUUUCACCACCACGCGGCGGCCGCUCCUUCUCUCCCCGGUCUCGCACACGCUCAAUUUCCCGAUCCCGUAGUAGGACCCACUCGCCCAGUCUGAGGUCUCGGUCUCCGACUAGGAGCAGGAGCAGGAGUGUCGGCAGCAGAAGAAGCUACACAAAAAGCCCUAGUCCGGGAUUCCAGAGCUCUAAGAUUGUCAUUGAGAAAUUGACAAAGAAUGUCACCGAAGCCCACAUCUCGGAGAUCUUUUCGGCAUACGGGGACAUCAAAACAGUAGACAUGCCUGUCAACCGCCAAUUCUUCACAAACCGUGGUCUCUGCUACCUCGUCUACAACUCUCCCUCCUCCGCCCAAGCCGCAAUAGCACACAUGCACGAAGGGCAACUUGACGGAGCCACCAUCAAUGUCUCCAUAGUACUUCCGCGCCGCGCCGCGGUCUCUCCGCCUGCUGGCCCGCCGCCCCGUCGUGGCGCCGGUAGCAAUCGCUUCCGUUCUCCUCCACCCGCACGCCGCAGCGGAGGUGCUCCCAUCGCUUCCGCCCCUCCUCGUGCAUUCCCGCGCGGUGGUGACUCCUACCGGGGCGCCGCAGCUGGAGACUCAUACCGGCCGCGAUCCAGAUCUAGAUCGCCAACGUACUCCAGCAGGAGCAGGAGCCGGAGCCCCUCGAGAAGCCGCUCUAGAAGCCCCUAUAGAAGACGCGGCGGCGACAGCGGAAGAGCAAGGAGUCGCGGAAGAGGUGGCGGCGGCGGUGGUGGUGGCAGGGAUUACAGUCCACCACCUAGGUCGGGUGGGAGAUAUACUGGUGGGGGCGGCGGCGGAGGAGGAGCAGCAAGAAGGAGAAGAAGCCCCAGCUACAGCUCGUACAGCACCAGGAGUGACUCCCGGAGCAGGAGCCCGAGAAGACGACGCAGCCGGAGCCGGAGCCCUAGGGUUAGGGGUGGAGGCGGAAGGAGACGCUAG
Morchella importuna is the source of this 1008-nucleotide messenger RNA. RefSeq lists its product as uncharacterized. The record is from RefSeq and is a predicted model, not a curated record. NCBI's taxonomy places the organism in Eukaryota, Fungi, Ascomycota, Pezizomycetes, Pezizales, Morchellaceae. The transcript has 3 exons. Bases 1 to 1008 code for a protein of 335 amino acids. Gene Ontology annotation, molecular function: RNA binding. Gene Ontology annotation, biological process: mRNA splicing, via spliceosome. Gene Ontology annotation, cellular component: cytoplasm; ASAP complex; nucleoplasm.